Messenger RNA from Ictalurus furcatus (blue catfish), 2033 nucleotides. RefSeq names its product GTP binding protein 8 (putative) (gene gtpbp8). Bases 530 to 1507 code for a protein of 325 amino acids. Gene Ontology annotation, molecular function: GTP binding. The record is from RefSeq and is a predicted model, not a curated record. NCBI's taxonomy places the organism in Eukaryota, Metazoa, Chordata, Actinopteri, Siluriformes, Ictaluridae. Gene Ontology annotation, cellular component: mitochondrion. The transcript is spliced from 7 exons.
UACCUUUAUGGUGACCGCUAAUAAUAAUAAUAAUAAUAAUAAUAAUAAUAAUAGUUUAAAAAAUAUAUAUUGUCCACAGGUGUUUUUGUUUUGCGGAAAACCUUUAAUCGGUAACAAGACAAGACUUUCCGACGUGCUGAGUCCCAAACGACUCAUAAUUGGACAAAGUGGGUACUACAUAGGGUUCAUUAUUUGUUAACCUUAAGGUCGUCAGUAUACUCUCUGAGAUCAGAUGUCUCAUUAUAAAACGACUACUUCAUGUUAGACGGUGAUAUUGCGAAAGCUCUUGGUUUUAAUUAAUUAUUGAUUAACUUAUUUAUGUGAACUCUGUAACAAUUAUGCAUCUGGGGAUGUUUUUGCACUUCAAUACAUGAGGAGAUCUGGAAUAGCACUUGACCUGCCAAAGUAAGGCAUUUUGGAGAAAACAAAACCUGUUUGAAAUGCUGAAGAUAUUCUCGGGUUUUACUCAGCCUUUAUCCUUUACGUUGUAAUAGUAACAGUAAUUGCAGAGCCUGAUAUCUGCAUCAGCAUGAGUUUGUGGCUCGUGCUGCAUCUGCACAGAUGUAUCCGGCUCGUGUCCACGCGUCAGGCCCACGAGCUCGCCUCCCUGCGGCGUGUCUCCCUGCUGCCGGAGAAGAAGCGCCUGGGGCUCCUGUAUCCGUUCAGCAUUCUGGAGGCACACCUGUCACGACAGGUAGACAAGACACGAUUUCAGCUCUUCCAGCCUGACCUGGAAGCCCUUGAGUCGGCAGAGAGACUUUUCACUCCAUCUCCCAAACACCAGAUAGUCUACUCUUCAUCAGCUGUGCGCAUAGACCACAUGCCUGAACUCACCCAGCCAGAGGUGUGUUUCAUAGGCAGGAGCAAUGUUGGCAAGUCCUCUCUCAUCCGGGCCCUGUUCUCUCUCGCACCCGAAGUUGAAGUACGGGUUUCUAAAACACCAGGGCACACAAAAAAGCUGAAUUUCUUCACGGUGGGAAAAGCGUUCACUCUGGUCGACAUGCCUGGCUAUGGAUACAGAGCCCCAGAAGACUUUGUGGACAUGGUCGAGCCUUACCUUCAAGAGCGAAAAAAUCUUAUGAUGACUUUCUUGUUGGUGGAUGGAGGUGCAGGACUACAGAAAUUUGAUUUGGUUGCUGUGGAGAUGUGUGAAGAGUUUUGCAUUCCCUAUGUGCUGGUGGUGACUAAGAUAGACAAAACUCGUCAGGGGGCUCUGCUGUCCCUCCUCCUGCAGAUCCAUGAUUUUAUCGAGGAUAAAACAAACACGUGUUUCCCCCAGCCCUUUCUUGUGAGUUACUGCCAAUCAGUUGUCAUCGGUGUGAUCAUCCUUCUUCUCCAACCCAUCAUUUGCUUGACAUUUCCUACAGAUGCAAAAGUCGCUUAUGCAAUGUUGCAUUUCAGUUCAUUACCUGUAAGUAAUUCUAUGCACUACUCAGGCAUCCACCUCUUCAGGUGCUUCAUAGCACACGUAACGGGAAACCUCCAGCUGAGUUCCAAACCCACCUGAGAACCAUAUAAAGAAAUAAAAGACACAAUGACAAGAGACUGAUCUAUGCUGAUCUGAUCCAGACCUGCAAACAGCUAUGGCCUGUGUUUCAGCAGCUGGUAGCUGCUCAGACCAAGCCUGGGUCAAAGUGAAUUAUUGACUACUUGCUUUGGCAAUAUGGAAGAUUCCUGCUCUCAACUGGAUAGUGAUACAAAUUCCACAAUAAGGAUAGGUUGCAUGGCUAUCGUUCCUCAGCUGAUCUGAUCACUUCAUUAGAAAACAAAUAAAAGUCCUACUUUUUUAGCAAGACAAAAGCUAACCCUGUCAAUCUCUAAUUAUUUCUUCUCUGGUUGUAGCUGAUACAGUAUAUGAUGAUGAUGAUAUAUGCUUUAGAAAACCCGUGUCAUGUCUAACCUCAUGGAUCUAACUAUGAAUUACUAUUAGAGGUUUUAUAGAGUGACUAAAGCAUGAACAUGAACAUUUUUAUUUGUACCAAACAAAUUCUACAGUCUUCAGAAUGUAGUACGCUCGGCAGAAGACAUUUGCA